GAUCGGGAAGAACGCUUGCCGAAAUGCGGGGAAUAGCUUCAUUACCAGCCAAGAAUCUCAGCCAUCUAUCUCCAGUUAACACCAGAGAGCCAGGAUUUUCAGACGCGACACAAACAUGUUACCCACCCAGUUGCAGCAAGUGGAAGCCAUACUCGAGCUCCAAUGAAGCUGGAGCUAACACGGCCUUAACCAUCAUCAUCCUAUUCUCCUUCCUUGUCUGUUCCAUGUGCCUUGGUGCAGCCAUUCGUUGUUUCCUGCGCAGGGGAGGCUCAAUGGCUCGGACACUAACUCAACAAGGGUCCGACCAGGAAAAGCCACGUGGCAACACGGGUGCUUCUCAGGUUCUGGAGGUAGCUCCCACUUUGAAGUAUUCUGCUGGGCUGAAACUAGCAGGAGCAGAGAGAGAGUGUACGAUUUGCUUGUCGAAGUUUGAGGAAGGGGAAGAAGUGAAGGUACUGACAAGAUGCAACCAUGGCUUCCAUGUUGGAUGCAUCCAGCAGUGGCUGUCUUCCCGUUUCUCUUGCCCAGUUUGCCGCAGCCUUGUCCUCUUCCCCUCCAUGGCCACUGACACAGUACAAGCUGCAAAUUCUCAGACAACAAUGGCUACUCCAGGAAACAAUACAGCAGAUGCAGCUUAGUGAUUUUCUCAGUUUUGUUUCUUCUUUCCCGCAACUCUUUUCUGAAUAUCUAUAAGCUUUUCUA
Messenger RNA from Tarenaya hassleriana, 702 nucleotides. Its product is annotated as RING-H2 finger protein ATL79-like. Bases 24 to 638 code for a protein of 204 amino acids. Gene Ontology annotation, biological process: protein ubiquitination. Gene Ontology annotation, molecular function: transferase activity. The transcript has a single exon. The record is from RefSeq and is a predicted model, not a curated record. Lineage: Eukaryota; Viridiplantae; Streptophyta; Magnoliopsida; Brassicales; Cleomaceae.